Molecule: messenger RNA, 1521 nt
Organism: Schizosaccharomyces osmophilus
Lineage: Eukaryota; Fungi; Ascomycota; Schizosaccharomycetes; Schizosaccharomycetales; Schizosaccharomycetaceae
Product: spermidine family transmembrane transporter
Exons: 1
Coding region: 1-1521 (506 amino acids)
Biological process (GO): transmembrane transport
Molecular function (GO): transmembrane transporter activity
Source: RefSeq, a predicted model, not a curated record
AUGUCAAAAAUGGAGAUGUAUGAACAAAAACGGACCCCUGAAGGCUCUACCAGUAGUGAAAAAGAGAAUACAAAUGUAUCCUUUCAUGAUUCGCCGCAAUACCCUAAAGCAUACCCUGACGAAAUUUUUUUAAUAGAUUUUGACAAGGAUGACCCUGAACGACCCUUGAAUUGGCCUACCGGGAAGAAGCUAAUACACACAGCGCUAUACGGAAUGACAACGUUUGCUGCUCAAUUCAAUAGUACAACAAUGUCACCUACUGCUGGACAUCUGACAACUGUAUACCCCAUCGGUGAAGAGGUGGCGACGCUAGCUACCUCGCUUUACGUCUUAGGGAUCGCUUUUGGUCCUAUGAUUUUCGCACCUUUUUCAGAAAUGAAUGGCAGAAAGAUGGGUGUCUUUUUGCCUUUUUUUAUUUCCAUGCUACUUACGGCAGGCACGGCCAGUGCAGAUAACGUGGCAGCCAUUAUGUGCACUCGUUUUUUUUCCGGAUUGUUUGCUGGUGCUCCAAUCGUUUCUUCGGGAGGUGUAAUGGCUGAUCUUUGGAACCCAGCUCAUCGAGCUACUGCUAUGGUUUUUUAUGCAUUCUUUGUCGUUAGCGGUGCCGAUUUCGGUCCUAUUAUCAGUAGCUUGCUUUCAAGGGGUUCGGAUACGGCUUGGCGAUGGCCAUUAUGGUUUAUGGUGAUUGUUCAAUCUGCCAUUCUGCUUAUUAAUAUGAUAGUCAUUGAUGAGACAUAUGUUCCUGUGAUUUUAGCUAAGAAAGCUCGAAGUUUACGACUUUCUACAAAGAAUUGGGGCUUACAUGCUGCUCAUGACCAGUACAAGCUGGAUGCAAAGGAGUUUAUAACUUUUCAUCUGUUACGUCCUUUUGCAAUGUUGGCAACACCAAUUGUCUUUUUCAUCGCCUUGUUUGCCAGUUAUGUAUAUGGCAUUCUCUAUAUAGUCUUGACUACCAUCCCCUAUACGUUUGAAAUGUCAAGAAAUUGGAAAGGGACAGUUGGUACUCUUCCCAUGAUUGCAAUGUUUUUGGGUGUCGUGAUUGGGGGUGUUAUCAAUACUAUAUGGAACAGAAAAUAUGCAAAAAUGCUUCAAGAGAAUGGCGGAGAACCUCUUCCCGAGCAAAGACUACCGAUGAUGAUGAUGACAGGUUGGCUUAUGCCAGCUGGUAUCUUCGUCUUUGCUUGGACUUCCUACGAAAGUAUUCAUUGGAUAGUACCAUUUAUAGGUAUUGCUAUGAUAGGUGUUGGGUUUUUCAUUAUUUUCCAAGGAUGCUUAAAUUAUCUUGUUGAUACGUUCACUAAGUUUGCUGCAUCAGCUAUUGCUGCGAAUACGUUUACGAGAUCAAUUUUCGGAGGUACUUUUCCUCUAUUCUCUCGUAUCAUGUUCAAGAAGUUAGGUGUUCACUGGGGUGGCACUUUAGUAGGGUUUGUUGCUCUCGGAAUGAUUCCAAUUCCUUUUGUAUUUUAUUUUUUUGGCGAAAAGCUACGUGGAAAAAAUCCAUAUGUCAAUCUUGUGUCUUAG